Rodentolepis nana is the source of this 582-nucleotide messenger RNA. The record is from the annotation of a GenBank genome assembly. NCBI's taxonomy places the organism in Eukaryota, Metazoa, Platyhelminthes, Cestoda, Cyclophyllidea, Hymenolepididae.
AUGAAUUUGUCUUUAGCCUAUCGUCUUACUGUAUAUUCAAUAUACAUUUUGCAGGCUUUAUUACGAGCACGAGACGUAAUCGCUCACGAUGUUUAUGGCGAAGGCGCAAUUCGAGUGACACCACCUCCUACAACUACCCUUGGCUCUUCUACAGCAAACGGCGAAGAAGAUGCUAAAGAUUAUGCCGACGGUGCUGCAGAAACUAGUCAUCAUGUGACUCGAGUGCGCCUCGUCCAAUUCCAAAAGACUACUGAUGAGCCCAUGGGAAUCACACUGAAACUGAAUGAGGAGGAAAAAUGCAUCGUUGCGAGAAUAAUGCAUGGCGGAAUGAUUCACAGACAAGGUACCUUGCAUGUGGGAGAUGAACUUCGUGAAAUAAACUCCGAGCCAGUUUAUGGGAAAUCCGUAGAAUAUCUUCAACGUAAAUUGCGAGAAGCUCGUGGAAGCGUGACGCUUAAAAUAGUUCCCAGUUAUCGUACCAAUCCAAUUCAAUGCGAGGUGAGACUUUCACAUACUGUAGAGCUUAUUCUUUUGGGUUAUGAAUAUUUUACACUAAUAUUAGCGUAUACAAAAUUACUUUAG